UUCCUAUGGAGCCAGCCGUGCUCUUAAACACAAGGCUCAGCCUGUUGAUACCAUCUAAGCAAAAAGCCUAAAUCCAUUCCCCGAUCUUGAGAAACUUGUUUUUCGGGAUAAGCGCAAAUCCCCCACGUGUGACCCCCAGAUCCGAACAUCCACCGCCUCACCUGUCGUCAUGGCAGACCCCACGGAUCUGAACCUGGACGCGCCGAGCGACCUUCAAGAUAUCCCGGAGAUGUCAAUGCAAUUGCUCCCGCCCCCCGAAGGGACAUAUCCCGACAAAGCGACAUUGCUGGCAGCCGUGUCGGCCCACGGUAAAGCACAUGGGUACAAUAUCGUAGUCAAGUCGUCGAGCACACCGACGGAAAAGAAACCGGGGCGGACUGCCAAGGUCUGGCUACGCUGUGAUCGCGGCGGCCACUACCGUCCGCGGAACGGGCUCACGGAGGAGACCAGGAAGCGACGGCGAACGUCGCGGCUCAUGGAUUGCCCGUUUAUGCUAGUUGCAGCGGGGACUCCUGGCAUUUGGACGCUGACGGUGCUGAACCCCACGCACAACCACGGCCCGAUUGUUGAGAAGCCCCGACAGGUCCCUCACCAUAAGGUCCGCAAGGGUCAGAUCGCGGCGGCGCCGUACGAUUGGCCACACGAUGCCACCUUGACCCCCUAUACAACCGCGUUAGUAAUUAUCGACAUGCAAAAGGACUUCUGUUCGCCGGGUGGAUACAUGGAAUACCAGGGCUAUGAUAUCUCAGCCAACCAGGCGCUAAUUCCAAAACUGCAACAUCUGCUGAAUGCGUUCCGUGCGGCAGGGUUUCCCAUUUACCACACCCGUGAAGGCCAUCGUCCCGAUUUGUCAACGCUGUCGAGCAGAGAGACCUUCCGGUCUCGGAAUAAUGCCUCGGGGCUGGGGAUCGGAUCCCCCGGCCCGCUGGGCCGUCUCUUGAUUCGCGGCGAGGUAGGCCAUGACACGGUGGACGAAUUGUACCCGAUUCCCGGGGAGCCAGUGAUCGACAAGCCGGGGAAGGGGGCGUUUGCCCAUACGGACUUCGAGCUCAUUCUCCGCAACCGUGGAAUCAAGAACCUGGUGAUUGCCGGUGUGACGACCGACGUGUGUGUGGCGACGACGAUGCGCGAGGCCAACGACCGGGGCUUUGACUGUGUGGUGCUGGAGGAUGGCACAGCGGCCAGCGAGCCCUCGCUUCACGUGAGUACGAUCGAGUCGGUCAAGAUGGAGGGGGGGAUCUUCGGCGCUGUCGCCAAGCUGGAGGAUGUUGUGCAUGCGGUGGAGAACUUCAAGGCUGUGACUGUGAAGAAGCUGGCUCCACAGAUGGCUUUAUAGCUUAGUUUGCUUUGGGAGCUGGGUUUUUGGAUUAGUGACGUUGCGUUGCUUAGUUGGGAUUAGAGGAGUUGAGCGAACAUUCUGACAGUAUGAUUGAUAGCAAAUAACGAC
Aspergillus saccharolyticus JOP 1030-1 is the source of this 1447-nucleotide messenger RNA. RefSeq names its product cysteine hydrolase family protein. Bases 170 to 1336 code for a protein of 388 amino acids. The record is from RefSeq and is a predicted model, not a curated record. NCBI's taxonomy places the organism in Eukaryota, Fungi, Ascomycota, Eurotiomycetes, Eurotiales, Aspergillaceae. The transcript has 5 exons.